Molecule: messenger RNA, 1695 nt
Organism: Pseudomassariella vexata
Lineage: Eukaryota; Fungi; Ascomycota; Sordariomycetes; Amphisphaeriales; Pseudomassariaceae
Exons: 4
Coding region: 1-1695 (564 amino acids)
Biological process (GO): protein deubiquitination; ribophagy
Cellular component (GO): ribonucleoprotein complex; cytosol; Ubp3-Bre5 deubiquitination complex
Molecular function (GO): mRNA binding
Source: RefSeq, a predicted model, not a curated record
AUGGCAACAAACGGUAAUCUUAAUUACUCCAACCACUUCACCACAGCUUCCGAGACCAACGCUUCUACAGGUGCUUCCACGGCCGCACUGGACCAAUCGAGCUCCUCUACUGCUGCCGGCAGUCAAGUCGACCUUAGCAAGGAUGAGAUUGCCUGGUUUUUCGUUGAGCAAUACUAUACAACUCUGAGCAAGACACCCGAGAAGCUUCACCUGUUCUACGGCAAGCGAUCCCAAUUCGUCUAUGGACAGGAGGCCGAGGUUGCCAGCGUUUCCGUUGGCAGACAGGCUAUCCAAGAGCGGAUCAAGGCCCUCGAGUUUGGAGACCAGUGCAAGGUCCGCGUUAGCAACGUCGAUUCGCAGUCCUCCAACGAGAACAUCGUGAUUCAAGUUAUCGGAGAGACGUCUAAGAAGGCCGGUGAUGACCCCAAGAAGUUUGUUCAAACCUUUGUGCUUGCUCAGCAGCCCUCGGGUUACUUUGUCUUGAACGAUAUUCUCCGCUACAUUGACGAAGAAGGUGAAGAGGAGCCGCAAGAGCCUGCCGAUACAGAUGCUCCCGUGGAGCUGCCCGCAAAUGUCCAAGCCGAAGCUGAAGUAGAGGCCGAGCCUGCUCAGCCCGAGUCGGUGGCUGAGGAGCUCCAAGCGACAACUACACUCGAUCCCGGAGUGGUCAACGAGAAGUUGGAGGAGGUGACCGCUAAGGCCGAGGACACGGCAUCCGUCAACGGCGACUCCGCUGUCGAAACCCCCGCCGAACCGGCCGUCGCUGCCGAGGACGAAGCCGUCAAGACCGAAAGUGAGCCUCUUCCUGACCCCGAAAAGACCGCCAAGGAAUUGGAGGAGGAAGACACGAAGGAACCCGAAAAGCCCGCCGACCCGAGCCCGACCCCUGUGGUGAGCCGCCAACCACCGGCCCCGGCUGCCGCUGCCCCAGCUGCCGCCCCAGCGCCGGCCCAGCCCCCUAAGCCAAUGACCUGGGCGAGCCGUAUCGCUGCUGCAGCUGGAUCACGACCUGCUCCUGCGCUGCCGCUUUCCAAGGCAGCAACACCGCCUGCCGCCGCCACUCAGUCACGACCAGCUCAGGCUCCCUCGGCUCCCUCGCAACCGGCUGCUGCUCCUGCCCAAGCAACGGACGCCAGCGCUGCUUCCGCCUCCUCGAAAGAGUCUUCCGAGUGGCAAACAGCUGGAAGCGAGUCAAAGAGAAACAACCGGCCAGGAUCCAUCUCGGGUCCUUCAGCCGAGAAGGAGGGCGCGCUGGGCUAUGUCAAGUACGUCACCACCAAGGUCCAGCGCGAAGAGCUAGAGGCGGCAUUGGCUCAGCACGGUGAGCUGGUGUACUUUGACAUCAAUCGCCAGAAGAACUGCGCUUUCGUCGAGUUUGCCUCGCCCGCAGGUUACCAAGCUGCUUUUGCGGCCAACCCGCACAUCAUCAACGGCGAGAGCAUAACAAUCGAGCCCCGACGACCGAAGGCAAGCGCAUAUGGUGGAGCCAACUACGCAGGCCGAGGUGGCAUGCCCAACCGCGGUGCACGUGGAGGCUUCGAUGGUGGCCGACCGGGCAACCAGGCUGGGCGUGGAGGUUUUGAAGGUGGCCGGUCAGGCAACCAACCUGGACGAGGCGGCAUCGGUGGCCCAAACCGAGGACGUGGCGGUAUGCCUCCCCGUGGCAGAGGCGCCUCCCAAGCUGCCAAUGCUUAG